UUUUGAAUGUAUAUAGAGAAGUAGGUAAAUGGAAAUCACAAUUGAAAACGCCCGUAAGAGACCCCGAAAUAUCGUAACGGAUCGGCAUGAUCCAAUCACGAUAGCUAACGACAAAUUAAAAUCCAACGCGUGGCAAAGCAUAGUCACCCGCAGUCAGCAUCGAACAACAGCGAGAUUCCGUACAAAAAAUAAAAGAAAAUGACUAUAGAACUAUGGACGAACUGCAAAGUUGUGACAACUGACAGAUUUUGAUUCUCACCAUAGAUUUUCAUGCAAAUUAGAAUCAAUGGUCAGUCACGAAUUGACUCGUUGUGUAAAUGAUAAGGGAAAUUUCUCAAGUUUAAAAUUGGUUUUUAAAUAUAAUAACAAAAAUAAAAAAUAUGUGUAUAAGUGCUUAAAUUUAUACACUUUUUAUUUUUCAAUCAAUCGUGUAUAAAAAUAUCAUCGUAGAACAGACUGCGACAUAUUUAGAGGUCACUUACUGUGUUGUGGUUUCGAUAAGUUGGGAACUUGUGGAAUCGAUGUAUUUGUGACGUAAUAAUAUUAAAAAGUGCGUUUUGUUGGUCUACAAUGGCAGAAACAAGUGAAGCAAAACCCAGUCCUUCGGCUCCGGGAGGUGAUGCUGGCGGAGAGGAAGAGAAACGCGAUGAGCGAAUGUUAGAAUGUAACAUCUGUCUUGACACGGCUAGAGAUGCUGUUGUUAGUAUGUGCGGACAUCUCUUCUGUUGGCCAUGUCUGCAUCAGUGGCUAGAAACUAGACCAAGCCGACAAGUAUGUCCCGUCUGCAAAGCAGCUAUCAGCCGAGAUAAAGUCAUACCUCUGUAUGGACGAGGUAAUACCAAGCAAGAGGAUCCAAGAAAUAAGGUCCCUCCCCGGCCAGCAGGACAAAGGACAGAACCUGAGAAUAAUAGUGGAUUCCCAGGUUUCAGUUUUGGGGAAGGAUUUCACAUGUCCUUUGGAAUUGGAGCCUUCCCGUUUGGGGUAUUUACAUCAACAUUUAAUUUUGGAGACCCCAGACCUAGUGCUGCACCUCGGGGCACUGCGCAAUAUGAAGAGGAGCAGUUUCUAUCGAAGAUAUUCUUAUGGGUGGCGAUCCUUUUCGUUCUGUGGCUGAUUUUCGCAUGACCCGAGGGGGCGUGCAGGGAAGUGAAGGCCGGGGGCUACACUAGCCUCCCCAUGGUGCUACACGACUGACUCCUUUACUCAUUCAUGAAAUGUUCAAUUUAUUUAAAACAAACCAUCUAGAAGUAUAUUAUUAUGGUGCAAGCUUAUUUGAUCUCCCUGCUGAUAGAAAUAUAACAUCUAGAAAUCAAUUAAAGCCAUCUAUCUAACUUUGGGCUAGGUUUCUUUGACAUAUUAACUUUUAAGGCUAUUUGUUUUCACCACAUUAUUUUGACUUCAUUUAUUCCCUACUCCAUAUAGCAAUUGUAAAAAGUUAUAAUUUUUUUUAAAGUUUUAAGAAACAAGUAGAGACAUUAAACUACUACAUUCAAGUAUUUAUUUGCCAAGAUAUUUUAAUCACCAAUAUUUUAUAUUAAUUCUAUAAAAUAUAUAAAGUUAAUAUUAAAAUAUACAGCCACAAGUGUUUGACAGUGACAUUGCCUAAAUUAACAUUAUUUAAUAUUUUAAAGAGUUUAAAGCCUGUCAUUUGACCUUUGAUGGUUUUGAGGCAUGUGAUGAAUAUUUAAAAACAUACAGUGAUAAGCCAACCAAAACAUACAUUGGUGCACUAUUUGCUGAUAUAAAAAUAUUAUAUAUUGUUAUGAAUAAAAAUAGGAUUUUCAUAAAAAUAAAUUUAAUUUUGAUAAUUGUAAUUGAUAAUAAUUGAAAUAUUGCCUUUUUAAUGUUUUUUGGUGUAAUCAUAAGCUUCCUUAAUUAGUUGGCUUUAAACAUGUCGGCAUAAUUUAAUAUAUCCUACUUAGACUAAAUUAUAAGUUUGUUCAAUAUAUGUAUAUAAAAAUACUGCUAUGUUCUUACAAAGUUAUAUUGUUGAUGGUUGCUUUCACUAUCUUGUGUCAAAAAAGGAUGCCAUUCAUCAGUUUUAGGAUAAUUAAGACAAGUGAUAAUUUAAUUCAUCAGAAUGAGGUAAAAAACGCAUUUCUUUGGAAAUCUGUAAGACUAUUAGAUUAGAAACUGAAGUAGCGCCGUUGGCCAGGUUGACGAUCUGGGUGAUUUAUUUUAUUUGUAUAUAAUUGGGCAUAAUUUUAUUCUGUAUAUAAAUAAAUUUCAUAGAAGCAAAUUAGCCUAUUUUAGAUUUGCCUUGGGGAGCGUUCAAGUAUUAUGUAACGAAUUUGUGGGAGGAGGGUUUGGAUUUCUCUUGUAAAACCUUACGAUGCGGGGCGGGGAUUGCAUUAUCCGUUUUUAAUAUUAUUUUCGACUUUUCAGUACCAUACCAUAGUAAGUUUUAGGUAUGAAGAGUCACUGGGUCGUCACGAAACGUUUGUUUCGCCCCAAAAAUUGCGGGACGUAAUACUUGAACGCUCCCUUAACAGUCAUUUACCUUGAAGGAACUUAUCGACAAAAACCUUAUAGCUUCUGUAAACAAAAUCGAAAACACUUAUUAUUAUUUUCUUCAUUACGUAUGAAAUUAAGGCUAAACUAAAUUUUCAGGGUAGGUCGAUGAUACUUUUUUUUGACUUAUGUUCAGUAUUGUUUACAAUUGACUACGGUUUUUAAUUCUAACCGGUUAUUGCAGUGAAGGUGACGCUAAUGUAUGGACGAAAUGAGUUUUUUGUAUCGGUUAGCUUAAAAUUUGCACUAAGACAAAAUAAGGUCACUCGAUGGCAUUUUCUAAAAGGCUGGCGGAGACAUUGCCAGUACUAGCCUUUUAAAAUUUAAUUGCAAAUCAAUGUAUUUGAAUAAUAUGCUCAUAAAAGCCAUAUUUUUGACUUGAAUAAAACUUGAUUUAUUGUAUUGUGGUGGGAUAGUUGACGCCUAAUAUUAUUUUAAGACUAAGGUUAAUUGCAGCAUAAAAACUCAUUAAAACUGUUACUCGUUUCAUUGUUGCAUUUCAUGUAAUUAAUUUCGCGUAAAAUUAAUGACAUACUUGUAUAUAGUAUUGCGAAAUGUAAUAAAGUUUUAUUGAGGCUU
Pieris brassicae (large cabbage white) is the source of this 3090-nucleotide messenger RNA. Its product is annotated as E3 ubiquitin-protein ligase RNF185-like. Gene Ontology annotation, molecular function: ubiquitin protein ligase activity; metal ion binding; ubiquitin-like protein conjugating enzyme binding. The transcript is spliced from 4 exons. Gene Ontology annotation, biological process: ubiquitin-dependent protein catabolic process. Gene Ontology annotation, cellular component: endoplasmic reticulum. Bases 571 to 1125 code for a protein of 184 amino acids. The record is from RefSeq and is a predicted model, not a curated record. Lineage: Eukaryota; Metazoa; Arthropoda; Insecta; Lepidoptera; Pieridae.